Messenger RNA from Onychostoma macrolepis, 2789 nucleotides. RefSeq names its product major histocompatibility complex class I-related gene protein-like. Lineage: Eukaryota; Metazoa; Chordata; Actinopteri; Cypriniformes; Cyprinidae. Gene Ontology annotation, cellular component: external side of plasma membrane. Gene Ontology annotation, biological process: immune response. The transcript has 8 exons. The record is from RefSeq and is a predicted model, not a curated record. The coding region runs from base 488 to 1555 and encodes 355 amino acids.
CCCUAAAUGUCGAGCAGCAAACCCUAAAUGUCGAGCAGCAAACUCAUUGGCUGAUGAUGCUAUAGAAACCAAUCAUCUGCACCAUGUAGAAAACUAUGUGAUUGCUAUCAGUUAUAUGUACUAUGUAACCUAACAGUCUGCGUCAUAUAGCUUAUGCGGAACAAAUAAACCCCCUUAACCUGUUCUGCACCUACUCGACCUAUAGCGAUAGCACAGGUAGCAUCGAUAUUGCUGCUCCCUAUGCACAGAGUCUGUGUAGAGCACCUAAGUGGGCACCAUCUCAUUUUCACGGGGACAUCAAAUGCAGUUUCAUCCAAGGACUUACACCCUUACAUUAGUGUCGCGUAGCCAGACCUUCAGACUGAUGGCAGAAGGUAUGGGAACCUUGGCCACUUUGAAUGGUAAUUUGUAUGACUGACAGUUGGAAGACUGUAACACUCAACAACAAGAUCAUACCCUAAAGUGCGGGGAUUCAUUUACUGAGAGAAUGCAGUCUCUUGUGUGCAUUUUGUCAUAUUUGACAGCUGUUAAAGCAGGUUCUCACUCACUGAUGGUUUUUGCCACAUACAUUGCUGGACAGACACAGUUUCCUGAGUUCACUCUUGUGCUGAUGUUAGAUGAUGUGGAAGUGAUGUACUAUGACUCAGUAUCAUUGAAAGCUGUCCACCGCAGUCAGAGUAAUUCAAGUGAUGACAAUGGUGCGGGUAGUAUAUUUAGUGAUAUAUAUGACAUCAUGAAAGAUCGAACAUUUUAUCUUAAGGACCACCAAAAUUGCACAGAUGGUUUGCAUGUUUAUCAGAAACGUGUUGGAUGUGAAUUGCUUGACAAUGAUCAGCCAGGUUUGUUUCUUUCAUGGGAUGCUUUUAAUGGACAAAAUACUGAAGAGUUCACCUUUGAUGUGGUAAAAAGAACUAUGCAAAUUAAUUUACCAUGGAUGAGAAUAAAGGGCAUGGCUCAGAUGGAAUGGCUUCAUGUGAAGUUUCUGUAUGAACAUGUUUAUCAUCCUGUUUGCAUGAAGACUUUGCGGGCAUUCCUGGAAAAAGAAAAGAACACUGUGAUGCGAAAAUUGAAACCCAAAGUCAGACUCUUUAGGAAGCCUCUUACUGACUCUCAAGGGCUUCAGAUCAGCUGUCUGGCCACUGGUUUUUACCCCCGUCACAUUAACCUGACCCUGUUCAGAGAUGGUCAGCCUGUGGAUGAUGAUCAGAUCACAGGAGGAGAGAUUCUGCCCAACGGAGACGGAACUUACCAGAUGAGGAAGAGUUUGGUGAUCAGUGAAGAAGAGCUACAUGAUACAUAUUACAAAUGCACAGCAAACUACCUAAACCUGGACAACAAACUGGACAUUGCUUUUGAUGAAGAUCUAGAAAAAUCUGACUUUGGAUCCUCUGCUCUGUCUAUAAUUAUCAGUGUGCUGGUGUUAAUGUGUGCGGCUGUUCUCAUCAUAACUGCACUCAUAAAAUGGAGGAAGAGACGAGCUGCUGGACCAGGCUCCAGUUCUUCACAUCAAAGUGGAUAUUCAUCUACUUCAACUUCAGAGCAAGAAACAACAUGAAAGAUUUUUGGCCCCCAAUUAGAAUCUUCCUGCUACUAUCCAUUCAGGCAUGUCUUGCAAGUGGGUUAUGGCAUUACAGCAACCAUCUCAAUAUGUAUUUGUUUACAGUUCCAGAGAAAGUAAUAUAUAGUACUGAAAUACUUUUAGAUAUUUCAUGACUGAAUUAUACAUGUCAUAUUAUAAUACAAUUCUAAUAAUAUUUUUUCUUAAAUGGUCAAAUUUUACUGGCAUGGAUAUCACUUUAAAUGUGGAGAAAGAUGACAAGAUUUUUCUCAGAUUCAUUCAUCUAAAAUUUUAACAGUGUAUGUAAACUUUUUAUAACCACUGUAUUUGUAGGACUGGACAAUGCAUAACUAACUAAUGACAAAAGGGAUAGAAUAUUUAAAUAAUCUUGAUUUCAAUCAAUAUUUCAGUAAAAUCUCAAUCCUCGAUGCCUUUAUGCCUGUAGGGAGUGAAAUUAUUUCCUUUAUGAAAUUAACUCAGGAACUCACAGAUGCCAUGCAAUAAAGCCAUGAAACUAACCUGGAGAAGAGAUCUCCAAAGACAACGAAAGAUCUCCAAAGAGAACAAAAGAUCUUCAAAGAGAACAAACACCACCCUGACCAAACUUAUCUCGUUGAUCAUUUACGACCCCAUUCUCCCCCUGCCCUCUCUACCUCUCUCUCUUUUCCCCAAAAAAAGCUUCACUCAAAGUUCAUUGAGAAUAGCUAUAUACCUAUCAUAUAUCUUGUGAACCUGUUGUUUUUCACUUUCAUGUUUGGUAUCAUUUUAAAGGUCUCUGUGUGAUUGGUAAAAUGGUCUCAAUUUCACAGUAGUCACUUAUAUUAUGGGAAAUAUUGGAAACUUAAGUGAAUUCUGUACCUCUGUUGUGGGGGCGGUCUCCUUUCAAAACCUGAUAAACAUUGCUCUACAGGUGUGACCAUUUGGGGCACGAGAACAGCUCCUAGAGAGGUUUCUCAUCCCCCAUACACAGAUCUAAUCUGUUUUGGGGCAGAGAAUAAAUGUUUAUGGGCCUUUUGUUCUGGUAGUAUUUAAGGGAAAGUUGCAAAUCAGUCGGGGCGAUUCUGCAGCCAGAUCAGCCCGUAGUGUGGAGGGUAUUUAAUAUGUUCCAUACUAUGUAUUUUCUUCUUGAAUUCAGGUAAACAUUUUACUCUUAGAUUCAUCUUUGAACAACUGAUGUUAUGUAUUUUCUUAUUUUUGAAUUGGCUUCUUAUUGUUUUAUGUAAUUGGCACA